This is a messenger RNA of Polychytrium aggregatum, 344 nucleotides long. RefSeq lists its product as uncharacterized. The record is from RefSeq and is a predicted model, not a curated record. Lineage: Eukaryota; Fungi; Chytridiomycota; Chytridiomycetes; Polychytriales. Gene Ontology annotation, molecular function: RNA polymerase II general transcription initiation factor activity; protein binding. Gene Ontology annotation, biological process: transcription initiation at RNA polymerase II promoter. The transcript is spliced from 2 exons. The coding region runs from base 18 to 209 and encodes 63 amino acids. Gene Ontology annotation, cellular component: transcription factor TFIID complex.
AGAUCAUCCACCAAUUCAUGAUGAAGGAAUGCGGGGACCACAACUGCCAUGUCGACAUCAGUCCCGAUCAAGAGUACGUUGCCGCCGGAAGCACCGACGGAGCUGUGUAUAUCUACGACCUCACAACCGGAACCUGCGCGGCCGAGCUCCAUCACAAGCGGUCGACCAGGGCUGUGUGGUGUUGCAGUUUUUCGAAAAACGGAAGGUAAGCUCGGCCGGUCGGCCGGUUAUGGUUUCGACAGAAUGGAGCGGAGCUGGGGAAGGGGCCGCAUCGACAAUUCGGCGUCGCGUGCUGGAAGCAAUCGGAUUCCAUGUGAAUGAGCCAAUGGCGCCCUUGCUCUCCU